Periophthalmus magnuspinnatus is the source of this 1145-nucleotide messenger RNA. Its product is annotated as cAMP-regulated phosphoprotein 19-like. Gene Ontology annotation, molecular function: protein phosphatase inhibitor activity. The transcript has 3 exons. Lineage: Eukaryota; Metazoa; Chordata; Actinopteri; Gobiiformes; Gobiidae. The record is from RefSeq and is a predicted model, not a curated record. Gene Ontology annotation, cellular component: cytoplasm. The coding region runs from base 92 to 427 and encodes 111 amino acids.
AGCCGAGCCGCUGCUCUCAGAGCUAUUAUCCCCGAAGAGAAGGAGGACGAGACCGACACAUCAGGGACCAGCACGGGGAGAAAACACAACCAUGUCCGGGGAAGAAGAGACAAUGACCGUGGAGGAGCAGCAGGAAGUCAACGACAAAGUGGUCAGCCCGGAGAAAGCUGAGGAGGCCAAGCUGAAAGCCAGGUAUCCUAACCUAGGAGCCAAGCCUGGAGGAUCGGAUCUGCUUAGGAAACGACUUCAGAAGGGGCAAAAGUAUUUCGACUCUGGUGACUACAACAUGGCCAAGGCAAAGAUGAAGAACAAGCAGUUACCAUUGGCCCCUGUGGAGAAGACUGAGAUCACAGGAGGACACAUUCCCACACCUCAGGACCUGCCUCAGAGAAAGACUUCUAUUGUAGCAAGCAAACUGGCUGGUUAAGGUUUUAUGUCCACACUGUUAUGUUACCAUUCCAAAUCAUGUUUAAAUCUAAAGCCGUUUACAUGUUUUGUUUAUUAUUUGUCACUUUUGUAUGUAAUAUCUAAAAGAACAGGUAAUGCCCAGAGCCGAAAUACUUGAACUAUUGGCAACUUCUAAAAAGUGCUGAUAAAACUGACAGCUGAAAACACUUGAAAAAUUGCAUGGAAAAAUGUAUGCAGAAUUUCACUUAAUGAUAUGUGCCUCCACAGGGCUCUGCAAAUGCAAACCUGCAAUAUUCAAGGUGAAGGGGCUGCUACCUCCAACCACAGGCAAAAUAUCUUGAUGUAAUUUGCAUGCUCUUGAAGGAUUUAUGGACACUCAAAGCGCUACACAAUUAUUUCUUUGUGUUUAAUAUUUUUGUUCAGUAGAGCCGUUUGAAACUGUGUUGCAGGUAAAAGUAGUCAAAAAAUAAUUUGUAGCCAGUUAUACUUGAGUUAGUACUAACAUCCGCUGCUCUUUUUGACCUCUAAAUGGCCUUAAAAUUACAAACACUUGUUCCUCUUGAGCAAUAUUUGCUCCCACAUUUCAGUUGUGAAUCUUGCUUGAUGAUAUGUCUCACUGUCUGACUGGAAUCAUUUAGGAUUUUAUGAAAGAAACAUGUCUGGAGUGUGCAUGUGCAGUUACACUGUGCCAUUUGUUUUGUAAAUAAAAUAAUUUUGCAUAAUAUCUUGUAAGUACA